AUGGGGGUUUCCAGUCGCAAACUGAGCAAGGAUGAAAGAAAAAGCUAUAGGGACGAGCAGCGACUGCUACAAGGUAGCCAGUACGUUAUGUGGUUCCAUUUUUGUUUAUUCGGAGAACGUGAUUAUAACGAUUUGCUAACUCUCCAUUCCAGACCUACAAGGGACCGCCGUGCAAUUCCUAUCCUGCCAGGCUCGAUCGCGAAGAAACAUGAGACGUUUAAGCCCACAAAUACCACCGGAGUCAAGCCAGGAACGCGGGUAAAUCAGUCUUCGUCGGUGCCGAGUCUUCCUUUCUCCAGACCCAAACCUUUGGAACUGGAUAGUUCUACGGUUAUACCUGAUUCAGAUGAAGAGUUUACUCCACCAAGAAAGCGAUUGAAACGAGAAUCCCCUGAAAUAAUUGAUCUUGAAGAGAAUGAGCCACCGUUGACCAUUCCAGAAACCUCCGAUACCAAUAUCAUAGCUGAAAAGUCUCCUUCACAAACCCCAGUUCAACCACAGAAAAGCAUACCCCAAACAACUUCAAAAUACGGGUGCAUCACGAAUCCGCGCCGAGAAUCCCCAGCUCCUGUGACUCCGAAGAGUAAACCAUGGACUGGUCGCAGAGCAGAUGCAUUCACUGAUUCAGAAGACGAGAAACCUAAAAAGCGAUCAAAACAAGAGCAAACAGAUGCCACCGGUAUUGGCUUCAAGGAUACGUCUACCGCUCAUAAUACACCCCGUGACCGAACAGUCCCUGCGGUAGUGGUGGAAGUUCCAGAUCCUGCAAUGAUACAGUAUUACCCAAAGGAAAUAGAGAAGAGAGUGAAUUGCCGUUCCUCCCAAAGCAAUGAUCGGCACAUUGAUGAUCUAAGGGAGAGCCCGGAUGAACUUCAAGGAAACAAGACCGUUCCGGAUACUUGGAAAGAGCACAGUAGCCUCAAAAGAGAAGUUUCACCAAGCAACAUUCGUCACACUAGGUUUACAGGCACCGCAGACCGGAAAGCCUCUCAGCAGCCAAUAGAGAAGAAAUCGAAAGGGAAGCAAUCACUAGUAACCUUUGACAUCAGUGUGUUUCGUUAUGGCGACUUCUCGGCAGAACCGGUGUCCCGAUUAGCUUACAAUACAGAGACUUCCAAGUUUCUUGUGAUUCCUGCUAGUGUUAAUGUAGGCUCUUCGAAGGCUCGGUCAUUCGACAUAUUGAGGGCGAACAAAAUGGAUUAUAGCGAAGUCAAUUGUGGCAAAAUUCGACUCUCUUUUCCAAGGUCGCAGAAACCAGGCACCGAAUCUGCUUAUAUUGAGUUUCCCAGUGAUCAAGAGAGAGAAAGAUUUUGGAGAUUUCUUCAAAAAAGAUCACCUUCUCUUAAGCGGCACUCAAGGAAAAGGGAGCAUAUGGAGAAGCUCUUUCUGGAGUCCGAACAGUUACAGAAGAAUGUAAUAACGAUGGAUAAACAAAAUCCCCAGAAAUACAGGACGACAGAUACUGAAAGCGAGAAGAAUACACAAAGUGUUUGGCCGAAACGAUUGAAACUGAGUGAUAACCUUAGAAAUGGUGACCAACCUCCUUCUAACCGCUCGAUUGAAAAGUUAAGCCACGCUCACCCAUCUCCGAGCCGUGCGGAAUCCUCUACAUCUAUUCCUAUUAAGACAUACCAAACUCCAACUCCUUUUCGAAAAACACGAUCAUUUUCGCGGAAACAAAAUGUUGAAAUCGAAAGUGACAAUGAAGACGAAACAAAUACGGGUGCUUCUAUCCUUGACAUGCCGGGUAAAAGGUGGCAGAAUCCUCUUGUAUACCCAGCAAUUGGUAAGAAGAAGGCUGAGGUGGGAGAACACGACUUAGACAGACUCAGACCGCAUGAAUUCUUAAACGACAAUCUCAUUGGGUUAUACAUUCGAUUUCUCGAGCAUCAUCUGGAACGCCAGCGCCCUGAUUUAGCGAGACGAAUAUAUUUCUUCAACUCCUAUUUUUUUGCGACCUUAACGAAUACCUCUAAAGGCCAGAGAGGAAUUAAUUAUCAGGGUGUUGAAAAAUGGACAAGGUCCUUUGACAUAUUCGCUUUUGAUUAUCUGGUUGUACCAAUAAAUGAGAAUGCCCAUUGGUACGUGGCAAUUAUCUGCAAUUUGCCAACCUUGCUUUUACCAAAGGUGGAUAAUCGCUCUGGUUCAGAAAGUAGCGGAAAAGGCGAGAUGCCAAAAAUACCGGGCGCUACGGAAACAAACGUUCUUGAAGUACCAUCUGAAGUUGGAAGAUCAAAGCCGGAUGUUGACCACUCACCUUCCGAUGCUACUAAGGAAAACCAGGUCCGAGAAUCAUUCACUUCUAUGACCCUGAAAGAUGAUUCAGAGCCUCAUUUUUCUGGCGAUGAUAAGGAAGUUGAGCAUCCAGAAAUCGAAGAAUGGCCGGACGAGGAUGAGAACCAAGUCUCCUACUUCCCUUACAAAAAGGAAGCAACAUUAUUGCUGGAGAAAGCUAUUGAGCCUGUAGCAGAUUCUCUCAAACCUUCGAGUGUGCCUGAACCAGAAGCUGCUUCCAAAACAUCCAAGGCCGCAAAGAAGCGUGGUAAAAAAGGUCGGAACCCGGGCGUUCGAUACGACGAAAGCCAGCCAGCCAUUAUUGUUUUUGAUUCGUUAAACUGCCCACGGCGCCCUACUAUUGGGAUCCUCCGGGAUUAUCUUGAGGAGGAAGCCAAAACAAAACGCUCAUUGACCAUUGACUCCAAAGGAAUAGUCGGAUUGAAUGCAAAACAGAUACCGCAUCAGCCGAACUUCUCUGACUGUGGGUUAUAUCUACUCGCAUAUCUUGAGAAAUUCGUGCGGGAUCCAGACCAUUUCGUGAGAUCUGUGCUUCGCAAGGAAAUGAACAAAAAUAAGGAUUGGCCGGCCAUGAAACCAGGUUUAUUUCGGUCUCGCUUACGCAAGUUUCUCUGUCAGCUUUAUGAGGAGCAACAGGCACUGAAGGAUGGAAAGCUGGGAGAAAACCAACCGCUUAUGGCUGAUGCAAAGUCUUUGAAUAUUCUCCUGGUCAAUACCCCGGUAGAAGGUAGCCUUGCUACUAAUGAGGAUCGAAACGAGUCUGAUGUACCCAAAGCCUCCCCAAAGCCAGCAGCCAAACACGCUGGUUUAAACCUUCCGGUGACACCUACUCGUUCAUCACCUCGCCGCCUCAGAAGCGAGAAAGCAUCCCCUAUAUCUAACUCUCUGAAGACCCCGAAGACACCAGUAGCUAGCACUGUUCCUUCAUCCAGUGAUCUUAUGCUCCUAAGUUUGUCUGAUGCUACCGCCAAGCAGGACAAGCUUGAUGAAACCGAAAAACCUAGCGAGGAAACCAUUCAAGUCCCUAUGACACCGCCUCCAAGGAAGCCAAAUGCUGCGGUUUCCAGUUCGACCUUUCCGUGA
Messenger RNA from Trichophyton benhamiae CBS 112371, 3378 nucleotides. RefSeq names its product Ulp1 protease family protein. NCBI's taxonomy places the organism in Eukaryota, Fungi, Ascomycota, Eurotiomycetes, Onygenales, Arthrodermataceae. The record is from RefSeq and is a predicted model, not a curated record. Bases 1 to 3378 code for a protein of 1125 amino acids. Gene Ontology annotation, molecular function: SUMO-specific endopeptidase activity. Gene Ontology annotation, cellular component: nucleus; cytoplasm. Gene Ontology annotation, biological process: protein desumoylation. The transcript is spliced from 4 exons.